This is a messenger RNA of Aplosporella prunicola CBS 121167, 633 nucleotides long. RefSeq lists its product as uncharacterized. Gene Ontology annotation, cellular component: cytoplasm; nucleus. Lineage: Eukaryota; Fungi; Ascomycota; Dothideomycetes; Botryosphaeriales; Aplosporellaceae. Gene Ontology annotation, molecular function: nucleic acid binding; 3'-5' exonuclease activity. The annotation marks the transcript as partial. The transcript has a single exon. Gene Ontology annotation, biological process: nucleobase-containing compound metabolic process. The record is from RefSeq and is a predicted model, not a curated record.
UUUUUCAGCCACACAUUGUUCCGCGGACCUGAAGGUCAGAGUAUCAAGGUCGACUACUGCCGCACCCUCGAAGAGUCUGAGAGCGUUGCUAAAGAGUUCUUGGGCGAAAAAGUUGUGGGCUUCGACAUGGAAUGGAAGGCGCAAGACGCAUAUACUCUCAAGGAGAACGUCUCUCUUAUUCAAGUCGCUACUGGUGAUCGGGUCGCUCUGUUCCAUGUCGCCCGUCACAAGGGGAAUACUGUUCGAGACAUCAUAGCACCCUCGCUGAAAAAACUAAUUGAGUCACCCAAAAUCAUAAAGACCGGAGUGAUGGUUUGGCGUGCGGACGGUCUACGACUGAGAAAGUUUUUUCUCCUGAGGCCCCAAGGAUUUGUUGAAGCCAGCCAUCUACACAAUUUGGUUGAGGGCAAGCGAUUGCCCAAUGGCACGGUUAGAAAAGCUGCAGUAGCUCUUGCGGAGCUCACAGAGAUGCAUUUGGGAUGGCCUUUACACAAGGGCGAUGUUCGGACGAGCGACUGGACCAGGUCGCUGAACCAGUCGCAGAUAGAUUAUGCUGCUGCUGACGCCUAUGCGAGCUUCGUGCUUUAUCAGGUUCUGAACAACAAAAGGAUCGCAAUGGACCCGCCGGCACCG